Molecule: messenger RNA, 1020 nt
Organism: Fragaria vesca subsp. vesca
Lineage: Eukaryota; Viridiplantae; Streptophyta; Magnoliopsida; Rosales; Rosaceae
Product: transcription factor bHLH85-like
Exons: 5
Coding region: 1-1020 (339 amino acids)
Biological process (GO): regulation of transcription by RNA polymerase II
Cellular component (GO): nucleus
Molecular function (GO): protein dimerization activity; RNA polymerase II cis-regulatory region sequence-specific DNA binding; DNA-binding transcription factor activity, RNA polymerase II-specific
Source: RefSeq, a predicted model, not a curated record
AUGGAUCGCACCGGAGCUGUUCCAGAGGGAGAAUGGAGCUCUCACUCUCUUGGUGGGAUGUUCACUGGUGAUCAGCAGGAGGCAGAUUUCAUGAUGAUCCAGUUGCUUGAGAAUUACCCAAAUAUUCCAGACAUGGCAAUCCCGGAUGAUUUUUGGCCUGGCAAUGAAGAAUCAACAUUGAUGAAUAUUUCAAGCAACUAUGGGAGUCCAGAUUAUUCUUUAGAAAGUACUUACUCUCUUUUGAACGACAGUUCACAAGAGACUGAUCUAUUUUCCACUUCAACCGAUCGAUUCUACAACUUGAGCGGUUCUCGCCCAAUGACUUCGGUAACAAGGAAUGUUAACGGCAACGACAAUUCUAUAUCUAAUGACUUCUGUGCUGAGGAGGCGAUAGACGUCACUAGUUUGUAUCUCAUUCAAGAAGAAGGUGAUGUGAGCAUUGACGGCAAUGUGGAAGAGCCCAGCAGGUACCAGCGUGAUGAACCAGCCAGCAUUGAUCAUGAAAAAAGUAACACCAGCAGCUCCAAGAUUAGUUCUAUGAAGAGACCAAAAGCCUCCGAAAAUGAUCAAAUGAAUAAGAGGAGCAGAAAGUCUAAGAAGAGCUGCAACAACGAAGAAGAUGGGAAUCAUAUUGAUAAUGCUUCUCAGCUUCAGCCUAGUGGAGGGAUUACUGAGGCUGCAUCUCUCAACUUGAAUGGAAAGACAAGAGCUACUAGGGGGUCUGCCACCGAUGCCCAAAGUGUCUAUGCAAGGAGAAGAAGAGAGCGAAUAAACGAAAGGCUCAAAGUCCUGCAAAACCUUGUCCCCAAUGGAAGAAAGGUUGAUAUUAGCACAAUGCUUGAGGAAGCUGUCAAUUAUGUGAAGUUCUUGCAACUCCAAAUUAAGAUGUUAAGCUCGGACGAUAUGUGGAUGUAUGCUCCCAUUUGUUACAAUGGAAUGUUCUUCGGGCUUGAUGGAGAUGAGUCUUCCCACGCUAGAUCAAUGUUAGAAUUGAAAGAUAACAUACAAAAGAGAUUAUGA